AUUGGGUAAAUAGGUCGCCAGUUUCUACCCCAGUUUCAUGGAGAGUUUUCAGAAUCUGUAAUUUCGCCAAUCUGAUGGAUCGACUAUGAAUAAAUCAUCCAAAAUUAACGUCAAUGCUUCAUCCUUGGUUGGCUUGAAGGCUGAGCUUUUCAAGAAGCAGGAGCAGCUAAAGAGAGAUCGUCUUCAACCUGGAGGCAGCACUUCAUCCAAUAAAAACAGACAUGGAGAAUCUAAGAAGCCGUCCAUCUGGAACAAGAAGAAUGCUGGAGUGCAAGGAAGAGCUGAGAAGGAUCUAGAGCAGCUGGCUGAGGAGAGGGAUGAGCUUGAUAAUGCAAGGAAUAAGUUGGAAGCCAAGGCCAUGUUUUAUGAGAAGAUGACAAAGGAAGGUUACCUCCCAGACAGUGAUUCAGAAGAGAGGUUUCUGGUUGAUUUUGAGAGGAAGGCCUUGGAUAAAAAGGAAGCAUUCAAGCACAGAGUCGAAGAACUUGAAAAUGAAGAAGAUAUCCCACCUCCUGCUAAUCCAGACGAAGAAUGGGUGAACUACACUGACACUCUUGGGCGGUCAAGAUGCUGCAUGAGGAAGGACCUUCCUAAUCUGAUCUCCAUGGACAAGAAACUCAACCCUCAAGUCUAUGAGUAAAAGAAAGAUGAUCUACCCGAUCUGAUGUCUAACGACAUGUACCGUGAGAUGCUACGCAAGAAAUGGGAAGAGGAGGAAGAAGAAGCAGCGAAGGGACCUCUCGUCUCCACCCACUUUCAAAAUGUCAAAUACGAUGAGGUUCGUGACAUGGGUGUAGGAUACUUUGAUUUCUCUAAGGAUAAGAAUCAAAGGAACCAACAGAUGGAGACAUUGCAACUACUCAGAGAUGAGACUUUGGGUCAGAGGGAGAGAAGAGAGAAAUUAAAGCUGAAGAGAAAAGCAGCCAUGAAAGCCAGACUGGAGAAGAUCAAGGAGAGGAAACGAGCGAGGGGAGAAGUGAUUGAGGAUGAGGAAGAGGAGGAGGAGGAGGAGAAGAAGAAGGAAGAUGACAGACUGACUGAAGCAGCAGAGGAAAGCAAGCCAGUGAAGGAGAGCAAAGUCAGAGAAUGGGAUGUUGGAAAAGAACCAGUGUCUGCCUGGGAACAGAAGCUAACGAACAUCAGAGAGGAGAGACCGUCUGAAUUUGCUCCUCCGUCCAUCUACACCGAGUCUGGCCGUAAGAGAGGUCAAAAUCAAACACCUACCAGUAGAUACCCUCCACCAAAGGACUACAACUCAUCCUUCACAAAUCCAACCAAGCAAAAGACCGUUAACAAGCCUAGCAGUGCAACAUCAUCUGAAUUUGCCCCGCCAGAGGUUACCCCGUCCGAGUUUGCCCCGCCCGAUAGCUACAAGGAUCCAUCUCUCGAAACACGGCAUCGAAGCAAAAUUAAUUUGCCGCCACCGAGGGACUAUUCAUCCAUGUAUGGAAGAGCCAAGGAAAAGACUGGGGAGAAGUCUAGCACUGCCACGUUGUCACAGUGGAACAAACCAAGCGGGUGGUCAGAUUCGAAUCCACCAUUCACUGCUGGAGGGGGGUUGGGUUUUAGCAGCAGUGGAGGGACUGCAGGAAGGACUGGAUCAGGGGGUGUAUCCACACCUACAGUGCAGGCAGCUGCUAGUGAUGUUAAUAAAGGGAUGGAGGACGGUGAGAGUGCCAUAGCCUCGGCCUUGUCAUUUUUCAGGAAAAAUGCAGGGAAGUAAAAGAAGUAUUUUUCUUGACCAAUAUGGAGUGGAUUCAAUAAUACAGGCAAUGUCAUUGGUCACAUGAUGCCACAUGAUCAUGCUUGAUCUUUCCUACGCUGCAAAACAAUUACUUCAAAGAGUGAUAACUCACGGCCAUGAUGCAAAUAGUUGUGCAUCUGGCACCAUCAAAUAAACUGGUUUACUAACCUAUUCAUAUUAAUAGAUAUUUCUAUCCUGUGGACCUAGUGACGAGGUAUUCCAUUGAAUGAACUACAAUCCAGUCUGCCUUCAUUACUUGUUGCUAUGUUGGGCAAACCAUUAGAAAGUAUCUGCGAGCUGUCGGAUUGUCAAGAACAACCUUUCUUUAAAAAGUAUGCAUACAGUUUGAAUAUGUUAGUAAACCUGUCUAUCACUAGCUUGUUUUAUACUUUAAAAAAAUUGUAUUACUUCCCCGUCAAAAAAUGCAAUAUGGAAAGAAAAUGACUGACAAAUAUUUUAACUCUGAUAAUCAGACAUAGUUUUCUGUCUACCUACUUUUAGCUUAUACAGUAGGUUUGCGAGAGCACCAUGUGAGAGAGAGAGAGAGAGGGUUGAGGAGUCCUGAAAAGGACUC
Messenger RNA from Strongylocentrotus purpuratus (purple sea urchin), 2318 nucleotides. It is a transcript of the gene ccdc174, whose product is annotated as coiled-coil domain-containing protein 174. Lineage: Eukaryota; Metazoa; Echinodermata; Echinoidea; Camarodonta; Strongylocentrotidae. Gene Ontology annotation, cellular component: nucleus. The transcript has 10 exons. The record is from RefSeq and is a predicted model, not a curated record.